CCCCGACGGGGGGUAGGCCGGGCCGCUAGCUCGCCCGGGGUUGGGCUGGGCUGGUCGGGGCGGGCCGGCUCUGGGCGGCCGUGAUGGCUGAGCCUCCCGAGGCAGCGCCAGCUUCAGCUCCGGCUCCGGCUCCUGCCGCGGCGGCGCGGACCGAGGGCGCCGAGGAGCCCCCGCAGUCCCCGGCCGGCAGCAGCCCCGAGCCCAGCUCGCCCGAGCCCGCGCCCUUUUUCCUGCUGUACCCGGGCGAUGGCGGCGCGGGCCCGGGGGCGCGGUCCCUUCACCAGCCGCCCGUGCAGCCGCAGCCCCCGCCGUGGGGCUGGAGGACGCCGCCGUCCCCGGGCUCGCCGCUGCCCUUCCUGCUGCUGAGCUCUCCGGCGCCCGGCGGCACCAAGCCCCAUCCCAACUAUCUGAUGGCCAAUGAACGAAUGAACCUGAUGAACAUGGCCAAGCUGAGUAUAAAGGGGCUGAUCGAGUCAGCGCUGAACCUGGGAAGAACGCUGGACUCUGACUACGCGCCUCUCCAGCAGUUCUUUGUGGUCAUGGAGCACUGCCUGAAACAUGGCUUAAAAGCCAAGAAAACUUUUCUUGGGCAAAAUAAAUCCUUCUGGGGCCCACUGGAACUGGUGGAGAAGCUUGUUCCUGAAGCCGGAGAGAUAACCGCAAGUGUCAAAGAUCUUCCAGGCCUUAAGACACCUGUGGGCAGAGGGAGAGCCUGGCUCCGCUUGGCAUUGAUGCAGAAGAAGCUCUCAGAAUAUAUGAAAGCCUUGAUCAAUAAGAAGGAGCUUCUCAGUGAAUUCUAUGAGCCCAAUGCCCUGAUGAUGGAAGAGGAAGGGGCAAUCAUCGCUGGUUUGUUAGUGGGUCUGAAUGUCAUUGAUGCUAAUUUCUGCAUGAAAGGAGAAGAUUUGGACUCCCAGGUUGGAGUUAUAGAUUUUUCAAUGUAUCUCAAGGAUGGGAACAGCACUAAAGGUAGUGAAGGAGAUGGCCAAAUUACUGCUAUUUUGGAUCAGAAGAACUAUGUAGAAGAACUCAACAGACAUUUGAAUGCAACAGUCAACAACCUCCAGGCCAAAGUGGAUGCCUUAGAAAAGUCUAACACUAAGCUCACCGAGGAGCUGGCGGUUGCCAACAACAGGAUCAUCACACUGCAAGAAGAAAUGGAACGCGUCAAAGAGGAAAGUUCCUACAUAUUGGAAUCCAAUAGAAAGGUCAACAAGCAAGACAGAACUGCAGAUGGGCAGGCUCUGAGUGAAGCCAGAAAACAUUUAAAAGAGGAGACGCAAUUACGACUGGACGUGGAAAAGGAACUGGAGAUGCAGAUCAGCAUGAGGCAGGAGAUGGAGCUGGCCAUGAAGAUGCUCGAGAAGGAUGUGUGCGAGAAGCAAGAUGCCCUCGUCUCUCUGCGGCAGCAGCUGGAUGAUCUCAGGGCCCUCAAACAUGAGCUGUCUUUUAAGCUGCAGAGUUCAGAUUUGGGAGUCAAACAAAAAAGUGAAUUGAAUAGUCGCUUGGAGGAGAAGACCAAUCAGAUGGCUGCUACCAUUAAACAACUGGAACAGAGAUUGCGCCAGGCCGAGCGAGGCCGCCAGUCUGCUGAGGAAGACAACCGCCUUUUCAAGCAGGACUUUGGGGACAAGAUCAACAGUUUGCAGCUGGAAGUGGAGGCGCUCCUCAGGCAGCGGAGCCAGCUUGAGCUAGAGCUGAAACGGGAAAGAGAAAGAAGAUUACAGAACAGUCAACGUGCUCCAGAGAAAACCCCACCAAAGCCAGAACCCAAAAUGGACGGGAAGCAUAAAAUCCAAGAGGAAAAUGAUAAACUAAAAAAGCCCUUGGAAGAAGGCCACACAAUUCUCCCUACCAAACUGCAGCCUCACUCUGAUGAGCAGCAGAAUCAGCCACCCCUGCUGGGAAAGCCACAGAGAUGCCAGCUCUGCCAUGAGGACAGCAGCAUGACCAAGAACGUGUGCAAGAAUUGCGGAGGCACCUUCUGCGAGACCUGCUCAGCCAGCGAGCUGCCCCUCCCUUCCAGCAUCAACCCCGAGCGAGUCUGCAAUCCUUGUCAUGACCAGCUGUUGAAGCUGUACUCGGUCAGCCCAUCCUAAGGCUGGGGGACCAGAAUGGGGACAGAUCGCUUCAUCCUGGGCUUAAGGGGUCAGACGCUGGCACCAAAGGCCAAACCUUAGAAUCAGCCAGGAUUCGGGGAAGAAUAGAAAUCAUCUGAAGUCACAGGAGUCAGGCAGGGAUAGUAGGUGGUAGGAGUGCUCAGAACUGCCUUCCCUCCUUCCACAGUGAUGACAAAUAAAAGUUCAGUUGACCUUUGUGUCCUCUUCAGAGUGCCCUCCCUUCAAGAGUGUAUUUAUUGUAUGCAAUGGAUUUAGAUGGCCAGAUAGUUUUAGGAACAGGGGCAGAAUUACUUCCUGAAGGAAUUGUUCAAACCUUAAGAGAAAAAUAAUUUAGCAUGUACAACCAAGUUUCCUUUAGACGUGUUGAAUUGGCAGGCCCAAGGAAGAGCAAAUGAUAAAAGGUCAUUUUUUUCCACCAACAGAUGCUGAUGAGUUCAUGUUCCCAUCCCCUCUAAUCAUCUUUGUCAAACUGUGAACUGGAUCUCAGGGAUACUGGUUAUAGAUUCUGAAUGUAUUUAAUGCAAGGUGGCAAUUUCUUGAAUCUACUUUUAGCACCAAGAGGUUCCUGCUAUUGGCCUAAAUUCUUUCUGCUAGAAUAGUAAGAAAUUUAGAAAUAUGGCUACGUUUUAUUCCCCAAAUCCUUACCACAAGCACCCCACUGAAGUUACCCGUUGGUCAACAUCUAAAUUCCAAUAGGCCAAUCCCAUAGAAAGAGGAUGUUUGCUUCCAGUGUCCUCAACACCCCCUGUUGGGGUGGGAAUUAUAGGAAGUGCUUACACAGGUGGGGACUAUGGUUUUGAAAUAUUGCAUAUACCAUCAGACUGUUGGCUUUCCUUUUUUUAACCCGUGUUACAGAGGACUGCUUACUGGGGGUAAGAAAGGGAUCUAUUCAGAAACAGGUGAAAUGAAAAGGCAUCAAUUUAAAAACUGUAGGAAGGUCAGUACAAGAAUUUUAGCUUGAAUAUAGAGAACUGGUCUUGGUUAAACCAAGCAUAAAUUAAACCUGGAUUUCAUUCAUCCACAGCUAGUGAAUGGCCCUGAGAUGAUAGUGACUUUAAGCAAUUUUAACAGCUACUUUUUCUGGGUUGGGCCAGUGAUUUAGAAACACAAAACAUGUUUUAAUAGCAGAAGCAAGGGUUUGGUAUUAGUGUUCUUUAUUUGAUGGGUCACAUUGAGACAACCCUUGGUAGAAAGGAAAGGGAAGUAAGACAUGGAACGUUUUCUGUACAAAAAAAUCUCUCUGGCAGAAUUGUGAGACACAGUAUUCCAGUGAUCUCGCCCCACCUGUAGUCUAAGAAAUAGAACAUUCUCCUUGGACCUAAAACUCCUGAGAAAUAACUUAGUCCAGUGAUGAUUUUUUUUUCAAUGCCAUUUGCUAGAAAGGAUUUGGGGUCUGAGUAGAAGAAUAAGGUUAUUUUCUUAAGGAAUGUUGAGAAAAUCCCUCAGAAAAUGAAUAGGGCCACUGGGUAAGGUUGACAUUCAAGAUUACUGAGUGAUCCAGGUUUUUUUUCUCUUUUUGAUUAUUACUACUGAUUUUUUUUCUAUCUAGGCUUCUUAGGAAGUACAGGCUACUCCAAAAUGGCAAAGGUGUUUGGGAUCUGUCAGCUCUGAGGAGGAGGUAGUGAGUUCAUUGUUCAGGGUGUCUAUUCAGUGAAGUUUUGUUUUGAUUUUCAAAAAAAUAAAGCCUAUAUGGAAUCUGGGUGCUUGUUAUUAGUACGAUAAUUUAAAGAGAUGACGUGAUUACUAGUGUUAACUGCCUUUCUUUGAAAGAAUUAGGAACAUACAGAAAGGGAAACCAGCAGUUUAGUGGAGAUCCUGAAUUGAUUAAGGCCCUGAAGUGGGUAGCACAUCACCCCAAAGUUAGAUUAUUUACAAUAAAGAGAUGCUUUAAGAGGGGACUGACAUUUAUGAAACUUUUAGUUAACCAUAUUUAACGGGUGGCCUGCAUCCCUCCACAGGCCUACUACAGGGCCCAUUUUUUUGCAUAAGACAACCUGCUGCUGCCUCUGCUAAUCCAGGGUCUACGGAACCCAUUAAAACAAUCUUAUUAAAUAGACAGUUUAGGAGAAUGAAAAUUCCUGCUUUUAAUGCAGGAUGUAUGUAUGCAGAUGUAGUUGAUUUUGAGUUUCUAAGCUCUGAAAAGAAAAACUUUUUCUGAUCAUCUCUCUCCAGUUGAUUCUUAUAGGUGAAUUUCAUUUUUAUUCCUCACUACAUGCAAACCCAAGGCUUACUGAUGUCCCUAGCCCCGGCCACUAUUUUGAGUUUGUUUGGAACAUCAGAUUUGCACUGACUAAAUAAACUUUUUAAAAAUAAUAUUUUUUAACAAAUUAGCUUUGUUCCCUUUAGUCACUAAUCUGCCUGCUUGGGGACCCCAAAUCCAAAGAUUUCAAACGCUCGCAAUAUAAUAAAAGCAGCCUUUGUGAUCCCAGAAUAACAGACAAGUGUCUAAAGAAAGAGGAGUCUCUUCAGGUAUAUAUAGGAUGGGUUUUCAGGAAUGCUUUUAAGAAGUAGUGCCAGGCCAAAAAUAAUGCUGAGGCUAGCAUCACUGCAAAAACUUGUUAAGCAUAUUAAAAGAGGGGUGGGCCUGGCCCUUCAGUAUUCCAGUGUCAUGAGACUGCUUAUUACCCAAUCUUCCAGAGUGUGUUUCUUCACUUUGGGUCUAGUAACUCACCCAACUCAGGCUCGUUCAGAUCUCAGGACUCCCUCUCCCCCAGGGGUUCACUUAGUCUCUGGGUGGGCUUCAAGGGUGUUCCCUUGACUGGCUUGAAUUUGAAGGUUGCAGAACAGUUUUGUUCUUAAAUAAACUUAUUUGACGAUCACA
Messenger RNA from Trichosurus vulpecula (common brushtail), 4938 nucleotides. RefSeq names its product RUN and FYVE domain containing 3 (gene RUFY3). Gene Ontology annotation, cellular component: cytoplasm. Gene Ontology annotation, biological process: regulation of axonogenesis. Gene Ontology annotation, molecular function: metal ion binding. Bases 84 to 2096 code for a protein of 670 amino acids. The transcript has 18 exons. The record is from RefSeq and is a predicted model, not a curated record. NCBI's taxonomy places the organism in Eukaryota, Metazoa, Chordata, Mammalia, Diprotodontia, Phalangeridae.